Molecule: messenger RNA, 1093 nt
Organism: Argentina anserina (silverweed cinquefoil)
Lineage: Eukaryota; Viridiplantae; Streptophyta; Magnoliopsida; Rosales; Rosaceae
Exons: 6
Coding region: 128-1093 (321 amino acids)
Source: RefSeq, a predicted model, not a curated record
AUGGCAUGCAUUUUCUCUGGUUUCCUUUCUUUGAAGAAACCAGAGCUCUCUUUCUUAUACUCUCCAAUUUGAGACAGCAAGUUAUGGAUUGAAGGACAACAGGAUAAAGCGCUUAUCAAGCCAAAAAAUGGAUGAGAAAAAUGAGAACAUAGAACCAUUGACUGAUUUGGGGCUUGCUCUGGGUUAUUCUAAUCAGUGUAUCCAGAGCAGGUUGAACAGUGAUUUAGGUGCAGGUGCAAAUGCAGGUUCAGUGUUAGGCAUGACAUUUGUGGCCACGGAGCCCCUGUCGGAGUUAGUUUGGUGUGCAGAAAAAGGUCCAAGCAAUGUUACUCUUUCGCCACCACAAAGCAAUACAGGUGGAAGGUCAGCUGCUGAGAAGCCUAUAGAUGAGGAAAAUUUUAUAAAUUCAGAUACAUCAUUCUGUGUAAAGGGUGAAGUUUCUGGCAAAGAAGAUUUAACUACGUCGCCAAAAAGUGAUGCUGGCAUCAUGCUGGCACAUGCGUUGAGCCAAGAAUGUGAGACAGAAACCAUUGCAGGCAAGGAGGAAGUGAAAACACCUGGGGAAGUAUCUAUUUGGCAUAAACAGGUGGAUACUUGCAGUCCAAUCAAUUUUGAAGUAGGUGAAAUACGUGAGAUGCCUGAAAGUGGAGAAAUAUUACAUACGACAUUGCCAGGUGAUGUCGACAGAGACAGGGCUAAUGUGAUGAAAGCAGAUCAAAUAAUACCUUUUCUGGUACAAGGAGAACCUUUCUUGGGGGAACUUGUCCGUGAAAACAAACAUGCUGAUGAUGGAAAUCCGAAUAAGGAAAUUGAGUUUCUUUUGACCUCCAAAGCCUACCUAGUGAAUGCAAGUAAACAUUCCGGUGCUUUAGUGGUGGAUCAAAAUUUCCAAGGCAGAAGUCCCUUGGAUAAAUUGGAGUCAACUGCUGAUCAUGAUGUACAAAAACUGAGAAGUGAAAAUGCUUGCAGUAAAGAAAGUCAAAAAGUAGCAGCUGAAUUCCUCCUGGGGCUCAAAGAAAGCUCUAAACAUGUUGAGGAGUUACUUCCCAAUCCAUAUACAUCAAAGAAAAGGCAAGGAAAAAAUUUUAUCUGA